This is a messenger RNA of Candoia aspera, 2347 nucleotides long. RefSeq names its product serine palmitoyltransferase small subunit A (gene SPTSSA). Gene Ontology annotation, biological process: ceramide biosynthetic process. The record is from RefSeq and is a predicted model, not a curated record. The transcript has 2 exons. Gene Ontology annotation, molecular function: serine C-palmitoyltransferase activity. Gene Ontology annotation, cellular component: serine palmitoyltransferase complex. NCBI's taxonomy places the organism in Eukaryota, Metazoa, Chordata, Lepidosauria, Squamata, Candoiidae. The coding region runs from base 30 to 236 and encodes 68 amino acids.
UUCUUACGUAUCGAGGUAUUGCCGGCGAGAUGGCUAUCGGCUCGGCCUGGAAGCGAAUGUCGUGGCUUUAUUACCAGUAUCUCCUGGUGACGGCCCUCUACAUGCUGGAGCCCUGGGAGCGGACGGUGUUCAAUUCCAUGUUGGUGACUAUUAUUGGAAUGGGACUUUACACUGGCUAUGUUUUCAUGCCUCAGCAUAUAAUGGCCAUCUUGCAUUAUUUUGAAAUUAUGCAGUGACGAAUCUCAUAAGCAGAAGCCAGUUAGAAGCUGAAGAUCAGACUGCUAAGAAAGCUGAUCAUUUACAACUUAAGGAUUCCUACAGAUGGCAAAAUGACAACAAUUGAUGAUUGUGGCUGCCAUUGGGGGCACAUGAAGAUAUAAAUGUAUUUUAUUUCUGUACAAGAUUCCCUUGUAUGAUAUUUUUGUCUAUUAAUACUGUAAUUGUACCUCUGAUAUCAGUAUUUUCUUAACUUUGUGACUGUCUUAGCAUUAUACUGUAAAAGCUUUUCUUAAUGUCACUUUGGGUACACUUUGCCUUCUAUUUUUAAUCAAAAAUUGUCUUAUUAAGUGGCGCUUAAAGCUUUUGCUAUUGUAUACUUAUGUCCAUCUGGGUGUAUUUCUAGUAACACAUUUUGUAAGAAAAAAGUGUUUAGAUUCAUGUAUAGAUGUGGAUAUAUUCAUGAAAACUUUCUUACAAAACUUACUCAGGUGCUUCAGUUGCUAUCUGAAUUGUUCAAAAGAGUGGUAUAUCUGUUUUGCUUUAGCAAUAAAUGGAAAGCUUUUUCUGUGUACCUUGGAGAAAAACAUCAAAAUUUACUACGUAUGUAUAGAACAGUAUCAGAUAUAAGAAAGUACUGGAUUCAACCCUUAUCUGCAUAUAAAAUGUUUAAUUCAUGCAUGCCAUUUGGAGUUUUGUGAUAGCACUUUAAUGCUGCUAUUAUAGUUUCUAACUGAAGUAUAUAUGCUUACUUCCUAAGGAAUAGAUUUUAAUAUUGGCUUGAUUUAAAAGACAGUAAGUAUGGGUGUUGUCUAUGGUGUAAUCAUGUCUGUAUUGUGAACCCCCUGUUAACAGUUGUUCAAACUUUUGUGAAUAUUUAAACCACAUGACCAAAAUACGAAGUUUGGAAUGGACUUGAGUUAAAAUAUGCAGCAAUAAGGAGCUGCCUACUAGGCUUAAGGUUAUUUUAAUUUUUGUAGCGUUUUUCAGAUUUGUAUUCUGGACUGUAAGGUGGAAAUUUUUAAGGUGGGUUUAUGCUGUUUUUCAGAGAAAAAAAAGUUGAAAACAGCAUUGCUACCUAAUGUGUGUCCGUAAUUUUAGAAGAACAUAAUUUUAAACAAGACAGUGCUAUAGAAGAUUACCAACACUUGUUAAAGAUUGGUAGGCUAGAGCCCAUAAGCUGGCAAUUGAAAGAACCAGUUUUGAAUUGGGAUGUUCAAAUCUCAAUUUUGAACCCUAGGCAAACUCCUUUCUUUACUUCUCUCCCCAGUUUCUAAUUUUGAUAUAAGAAUGACUUGCUUGGCAGGAUUAUUAGAAUAAUUUGAGAUGCUGAAGUAUAUUGAACAUUCAAGAUAAUAUGCUGUAUCAAGGAUCCCCAAGUUUUUGAGAGUGCAUUGAAGGUACUUUCACAAAAUCACUUCUGGGAGUCUUACCAGUUGACAGAAUGAUUGUCAUGGGCAAGCAUAAUCAGUUGCCAAUCACCCAUUUACCAAUUCAAAAAUCCACCUCCCAUACGAUGCUCCAUCUUUAACUGUUUAGUUUUGUUCUGUCUUUGGAUAAAUGGGCACAUUUCCAAGCAUAGCAUUAGUUUAUAGAUGUCUACGAUUUCAUUUCCUAAGAAGUCUUAACAGUGCUAAAGACAUUCUUGCAAUAAAGUUGGAAGUCUGAGCAGGGAGCCUGACAGGUAGCAAGGGAAAUACCUGGGCAUGUUGGCAGCCCUAGGCAUCACACUGGGAGCCCCAGUGCUAUGCAGAUUAUAUAAUCUAAUUAAAAUAAUCAGCUAAAUUGUCAUCGAGUUCCUUGUAGUUUACAAUUUGCAUUCUAGUGUUCUCUAUACAAUUAACCAUUAAUACUAUGGUUUAAAAAUCCUGGUUUGCACAAUCUGAAUAAUCUAGCUUGCUGAUUGAAUAAUCCUGACUUGCCCAACCUGCUGUGAAGAUAGCAAAUCUAGAGUUGGAUUUACUGGUGAUUCUUAGCAAAUACUUGAAGAGUUUUAAGGAAAAAUGGGAGACAAAGACCUGCUGCUGCUACUUUUGCUUCCAUGCCAUGUUAAAUGUGGAAUUGUAUUUUCUUGACAAGGAAAAUUGCUAUGAAGUGGGGGAAUAUGAGUCUUCCUGAACUCAUCAGGCUC